AAAACCAUAAUAACGACAUUUGAUUUAUUGCCUAAAUUGAAGGGUUUCUUGCAUGAAGUGCCGAGUCUUAAGUCAAUUGUUUAUAUAAAGAAUAUGAACCAUCAAUUAAAUGACAAUUGCCCUGAUCAUGUUUGUAUCAAAUCACUGGAUGAAUUGGAGGGAAUGGGUGCUAAAGACAAAAGUAUUCUCGACUAUGAUUUACCAAAAGAUAUCAAUGAGACGGCAGUUAUUAUGUAUACUUCUGGAACAACAAGUAAUCCAAAGGCUGUUUGUAUAUCUCACAAGUCAUUGAUGGCUAAUCUAAAACUACUUCUCAGCAAUUGUACGCCUAAUAUGUUUGAUGAACAGCAGAAUCACAUUUAUAUGUCUUACCUCCCAUUGGCACACAUUUUGGGCUAUUCUUUUGAAAUGUAUUUCUUUUUCGGCGGUAUUAGAGUGGGCUACAGUUCCCCGUUUACAUUGACCGACUCAUCGCCAGGUCUGGCAAAGGGACAGACAGGAGAUGCAAAACUUCUUAGUCCGACAUUCAUGACAGCAGUGCCUCUAGUAUUGGACCGGAUUUUGAAAGAAUUAUACGAGAAAUUGAACGCAAGAUCCUCCAUAUCUGCACCACUUUUCACGUAUUUAAUGCAAUAUAAGAUUCGGUGGAAGAGUAGAGGGUUUGACACUCCGAUUGUCAACAAACUCUUGUGUCGAAAGAUUGCCGAAGCAAUCGGUGGCAGAAUGGAGUACAUUAUGGUUGGCGGCGCCCCUCUUAACCCCAAAACUCAGGCUAUAAUUAAGGCGGCUUUCAAUGCCAGACAAGUCACUCAAGGUUUCGGUGCGACUGAAACGAGUGGAGGUGUGAUCGGAAUGUUCACCGAAGACCUCAAUUAUGGUUCGGUUGGUAUCCCUAUGGAGGGCGUGAAUGUAAAGUUAGUGGACUGGCCAGAGGGCGGGUACUUGACGAGUGAUAAGCCUAAUCCCAGGGGGGAGAUAGUCAUUGGAGGAGAUCUCGUAGCUCUUGGCUAUUAUAAGGCACCGGAACUGACAGCCGAGUCGUUUUAUACGGACAGUGAUGGCAUGCGAUGGUUCUAUACGGGAGAUAUCGGUCAGGUAUCACCCGAUGGAUCCUUUAAGAUAAUCGAUAGGAAGAAAGAUUUGACUAAACUAUCAAAUGGAGAGUACAUCUCAUUAGGAAAAAUUGAAGCGUCUCUUAAAUCAAACAAAUACGUGGAAAAUAUGUGUGUUGUGCCCAAUACCCUUGUCAAUACGAGACUAGGGUCACAAACGCUAUUUCACAAAGACAGCAUCACAAAUAGGGCUCAAAUGAAUGGUUUGAAACGAAUUGAAAUUCCCGUCAAAAUCAAGUUAUGUCCAGAAGAGUGGACAACAGAUAAUAAUUUAAUUACCGCUGCCUUUAAGCUCAAGAGGAAUAAUAUUACGUCUCAUUACAAAAGUGACAUUCAAAACAUUUUUGAUUCAAUCAAA
Molecule: messenger RNA, 1470 nt
Organism: Oppiella nova
Lineage: Eukaryota; Metazoa; Arthropoda; Arachnida; Sarcoptiformes; Oppiidae
Source: the annotation of a GenBank genome assembly